GGCGGGGGGCGGGGGUUCCGACCCCGGGCCAGCCGGAAUUGGGGGCGCAGGGCGGCUGGCUGGCGGUUGCGGAGCCUAGACGCGCCGCGCAGCCCUCGCUGCGCUCCGCCCCGCGCUCCACCGCCUCCUCGCGCGCGCUCCAGGCACUCCCGCUUGGGCACGCGCCCGCGGGCAUCAGGAUCCAAGCCCAGGCCGAGACGCUGCUGCUGGGCGCCCGGGCCGCAAAGCCUUGAAGCGCCUGCGGGGAGCGCGGUUAGGGGUUGCAGGGCCAGUGGGCGAGGAGCUAUCAGGUGUCUUCUCCCUCAAUGGAGACCGUCCUGUCGUCCUUGAAUAGACCCAGGAAGGUUUUUAAAGAAGCAAAGUCUUCGCGUGCUGAAGCUUGUUUCGGAGGGAGGUGGCUGUAGAUGCACCUGUCGCUCCGUCUUUCACCCUAUGCUUCUGUGUUCUUCACUCUCCCUCCUAUUCCUACAAACCGCGGGUACCGGCAGCUGUGUGCACCCUACCCCCUCGUGACAGAAAGGACAGCCAAAGGGAGAGGGAGCAGACUGAGUAGAAGGCUCCUUACACCUCACUUCUCAUUAAGUGCUUUUUAUGUCUGCAUUCUUUCCCACUGGUCCUGCCUGGACUCCACCACAAUUCUUCCCACGUUAAAGUCCACCCUCCCACUGCUGAGUCUGUGAUGUCCUUCAACUCUGCUGAAUCACCUUUCCACCACCACUACCUAGCACCUACCAUUUUUUUCGUAACGUGGCUCAGAUCCCAAGUCAUCAGUGCAGUUAUCCAACAAGCAUUUAUUGAACUUGUAAGAUGUACCAGACCCUGAGCUGGAGGGCCAGUAUUUAGAGGUGGGCUUCUUGAAAACUUAAUGCCUGAAGUUUAAAGGGAUAGUGACUUACAUGACUUUGACACAUACAAGGUGCUGAGUGGAGAGACCAAGGGGUCGAGGGUUAUAAAGGAGCAUAAAGGGCAUAAACCAUGACUGCAGGUAGAGGAGGGAGUCAUGGAAAUACACACCACCUAACGCUAGUCCCAGACACUUUCUAGCCUUCAUCACAUGUACUCAUCUGAUGAUUUUAAAAUGUGCACCACUCAUGGUCAAACCAUCACGGAGAAGGCUCAAAAGAGUGUGAAGAUUGCUCCUGUGUGUGCAGCAAAAGAAAUCCGAGGUGAUGUAACCACAGGACCUAGGACAGUGAUCCACUCUAAAGCACCAAUUAUUGCAGAAGCUGGGCAGAUGGUGAUUGCUGAAGUUAGCCUCAUAGAAAAACAGGUGCUUAUCGUAAAUGCUCACCCUGAUAAUAUCACCCCUGAGGCUGAAAAUCCUGAACUGAAACCUAUGAUCAUUGGCACCAAUAGUAUGUUUCAAGUUGGCUGUUAUUCCCCAGCCAUGAAAAUAGGAGAUAAUAAUGUUAUCAAAUCAAAAGCAUAUGUGGGCACAAGCGUAAUAUUGACAAGUGGUUGCAUCAUUGGGGCUUGCUGCAACCUGAAUACAUUUGAAGUCAUCCCUGAGAAUACAGUGAUCUAUGGUGCAGUGAGUGACCACAGCCUGAUAGUACAGCUGAAUUUCAUAACGAAAAUCUUGCCAAACUACCACCACCUAAAGAAGACUAUGAAAGGAAGCUCAACUCCAGUUAAAAACUAGAAACAAUAUAUGGCAUCAAGAGAACAGUAUGUCUUUGACCACUAUCUUUCGAAAGAGCCACAGUGUUCGUGCACUUUCCUUAUGCUUCCACACAUACACUGGAAAACGUUUCUACCUUCCUGAAAGAAGACACUAGUUGAAGGAAUGUUUUCUACACCAGCUAGUUUCACUGAGUUAAUAAGCAUUCAACAAUCUCCUUGUUUCCACACAGACACCUUUGAGAGAGCUUCUGUCUCCAGUUAAAGACGUUCUUCGUUGAGCAAGACUUGUCUCCGAUGUUAGCAGAAACAUGCUUUCUACAGAGAUGCAUUUCACUGAGUUAAGUGAACGGCAUUUUCCUUAUGCUUCCAAACACACAUUCGCGAAAGCCUCAUUCCCAAGGUAGGAAGAUGUAAAGAGUUGGAAGACGGCUUCUACACAGACCUGUUACACUGAGGUAAGCACACGGCACUUCCCUUAGUUUCCCCCACAUUUAUUUAUUUAUUUAUUUAUUUAUUUAUUUAUUUAUUUUAGUAUUAUGUUAGUCACCAUACAGUAUAUCAUUAGUGCUUGAUGUAGUGUUCCAUGAUUCAUUGUCUGCUU
Messenger RNA from Ailuropoda melanoleuca (giant panda), 2224 nucleotides. Its product is annotated as dynactin subunit 6-like. Gene Ontology annotation, cellular component: dynactin complex. The record is from RefSeq and is a predicted model, not a curated record. Gene Ontology annotation, biological process: mitotic spindle organization. Gene Ontology annotation, molecular function: dynein complex binding. Lineage: Eukaryota; Metazoa; Chordata; Mammalia; Carnivora; Ursidae.